Molecule: messenger RNA, 2027 nt
Organism: Linum trigynum
Lineage: Eukaryota; Viridiplantae; Streptophyta; Magnoliopsida; Malpighiales; Linaceae
Source: the annotation of a GenBank genome assembly
UUCCAUUUGAGCUCAUGAAUGGUUUCAAUCCUCUCACUCCAUUGGAAUUGAUGCCAUUAUCUUUGAAAGAGCAAGUCAACCUCGAUGGAGCAAAGAAGGCGAAGUUAGCGAAGAGCCUCCACGAGAAGGCUAGGUUCAACAUCGAGAGGAGAACUGAGCAAAUUAUGAAGAAUGUGAACAAGCACAGGAAACCGAGGCACUUUGAAGUUGGAGAUUGGGUGUGGGUGCACUUGAAGAAGGAGAGAUUUCCACAGCAAAGGAAAUCGAAGUUGCUGCCUCGUUGUGAUGGUCCUUUCCAGGUGGUUUCUAAGGUGGGAAGCAAUGCCUAUAAGAUCGAUUUUCCAGGAGAGUAUGGAGUAAGUGCCACGUUCAAUUUUGCUGAUCUUGCACCUUACUUGGAUUGUAAUUCGUAUUUGAGGGCAAAUCCUUUUGAAGGAUGAGCUUAUGAGGGCAUCCAAGGGCCAGUCGACACGCUAUGACACAACACCAAACUGCGACCAAGUGUAAUCGCAGUCUAGGAAUGCAGUAAAGUGGCAAGUCUAAUUAUCAACCCGGGGUCUAGAUCUACUGCUUACUCCGUGAGUAUCUAUUAUCUAGCCAACUAAGUCGAUUGGUUGUGGUUUUAACUAAAAGCAGUAAGAAAGCAGGAAAUGGUUGGUUUUCUGAAGCAAAGGAAGAGUCACUCGGGAAUGAGUCCCCCUAGCUCCUUAGUUAGGUCUUAGUUGUAAUUACCCUAGGUUGAUUUACUGUUGAUUAAACUGCGGAAGAUCCGACAGUAGUUUGGAAUCUCUUAAGCUGACCAAGCCCUCUUAGUCUAACUACCCGGCAGAUGACUAGUCUUCACUGGGAUAGAAAGCUGAAGCAAUGAACACAGAACUCCACUACUGGAAUUAGUUUCUAGUACAAAGCAGUGAAUCGACUAACUCUCGUAUAAUCGAUUCACUACCACUGAUUGAAGAGGCUCUAACAAUCUAAUCAGAUUCUAUCUAUCUCAGGUAGCAGCAGAAAUCAAUAAAAGGUGAUCAGACUUCAAUUAACUCAUUCAAAAUACUUCAAUCAAUUAUAAUCAAGCAAUAUCACAAUUCAAACGUAAUUACAAUCAAGAUUCCUAACACAUGGAAUUAGGAUUCUUCAUACCCAAGUGAGAGAAAGUUCUACUCCAUAGAGAGAGAGAGGAAAACAGAAACCAGUGUAGUCAUACUCAUAAAGAUGAGGAAAAUCUGCUCUGGGAUGUCAAUCUUCACUCCUGGAGACGCAAUCUGGGCUUCAAUGGUGAGAAAUCCACUCCAAAUAGCUCCUAGGAUUUGUUCUUCGCCCUUUCUCUCUCUAAAACUAUGUUUUUGCUCCAAAAAGUCGACCCCCUCUCCUUUGGCUCGAAUCUGCCUCAAAAACCCGAUUCUGGGUGAAUUACGGGCAAAUUACAGUCGUAAUCAUGGUAUGCGCGUAAUUUCCCAAAACGCGCGUUUCACUUGACUCGGAAGAGAGGAUUUACGGUCGUAAUUUCCCAAUUACCGCCAGUAAUUAUGGAAUUACGACCGUAAUCAAUAUGACCCUUGCCCGUAAUUGUCUCUGCGACAGGAAUUUUGAAGAAUUAGGCUCGGCAUUGAAAUUAUGGGCAUGCCAGGAACAAUUACGACCGUAAUUGUGCAAGGGCUGCCCGUAAUUUUCUCUUUGAAACACAACCCGACCUCCAAAUGACCCGAAACUUGCGCCUAUGCACCUCUUUACUUGCUAGGACCUGAAAUACGACAAAACAACACAACCUAGCGUAAAAUAGGCCAAAGAACAACAAAUUUGAGCUAAAAUGGUCAGGAAACAAGAGUGAAAACGUGUGCAAAUACGAUGCUAUCACCAGUCACACAUGCUAAGACAAGAACAUUGAAAGAGAAGCUCGCAAAUUAUUUGGUGAAUCAUUUUGGAGCUAUGGACGUGGAGCUGUUUAGAGUAAGGCCUUAUAUGAUGAUUCGAGUGGAGGAAGAAGGAAGUCUGGAAGAGACGGCAGAAUGCAAUAAGCGGGCUUAACGGGU